Messenger RNA from Aspergillus oryzae RIB40, 2184 nucleotides. RefSeq names its product DnaJ and TPR domain protein. The transcript is spliced from 3 exons. The record is from RefSeq and is a predicted model, not a curated record. Lineage: Eukaryota; Fungi; Ascomycota; Eurotiomycetes; Eurotiales; Aspergillaceae. Gene Ontology annotation, molecular function: protein binding. The coding region runs from base 1 to 2184 and encodes 727 amino acids.
AUGGUUCUUCCGCAACUUUUCUCUCGUCACAAAUCCAAGAGAUCCAAAUCCAAGCAAAUUCAGCAUCCGGAUCUCUCGACUUUGACUCCAAAUCCGACGCCGGUCCCUUCUGCUUCUUCUCCUCCUCCUCCGCCACCUCCUAGAUUUCCUCCGUCGUCGCCUUCAACCUCUUCUUCUCCCCGUCAUUCUCAGAGUACCCGGAAAAAUCCUCCACCCCCUCCACCUCCACCGUACCAACCCACUGCUGCGGCGACUGCUCCUCCUCCUCAGCCGAAUCUUCCACGCAAAUCCUCGACUCGUCCGGCCCACAGUCGGUCGUCGUCCAUUCCUUCUCACUCCAAAUCCUGUCACCGUCCGACACAUUCCUCUGCUACCUCUAAGGGCAGUUUCUCUUCCUCCGCCUCUCGUCCUACCUUCUCCCGUGCUUCGACCGUUCACCGGUUCAAGAAGCACGACCCCGAUCUUCAUCCGUUAAAUCUUCCUCCUGACGAACUACGUCGUCUAUCAGCCAUGGCCGCUGCUGCUGACCGGAGCUCGAUGGACGUCGACAGCAAUGACCCUCGUCUGUCGUCGUCCGCUAAUGGUGUGAACGGAACACAUGCCGAAAAGAGCCCUACCCCUCCUCCUCAUAGAUCAAAUGGAACGACCGCUGAGGCGGAUUCAUUCAAGUUGGCGGGAAAUAAAUUCUUCAAGGAUCGCAAUUAUGCUCGGGCUAUUGAAGAGUUCAGCAAAGCCGUUGAGAUUAACCCUAAUUCUUCCGUGUACCUGUCCAACCGGGCGGCGGCACACAUGGCCGCCCAUCAAUAUAUCAAUGCUCUUGAAGACUGCGAACGAGCUCUUGAGCUCGAUCCGUCCAACGCUAAGAUUCAGUACCGUCUGGCCCGUAUCCUCACUAGUCUGGGCCGCCCGCAAGAGGCCCUUAAUGUCCUCUCUCGCACGGACCCUCCCGCCUCGGCGACCGACCGUGCACCUGCUGAGAAGAUGAUUCGUUUCGUGACCCAAGCGGAAGAGACCCUGGCUCAGGAACGGGGGGUGUCGAUGGCUCUGUUCUGUCUAGACCAGGCGAGAGCGCUCCUGGGAAAUGGCGUUAAGGAGCCCCGCAAGUGGACCUUGAUUACCGCGGAAGCACAGCUGAAGAUGGCAAACGAGAAUUCGUAUGCAAAGGCACAGGAUAUUGCGAUGAACAUGCUUCGACAGAACAAUCAAGAUCCUGACGCUCUUAUGAUCCGUGCCCGUGCAUUCUACGGCCUCGGAGAGACGGAACAGGCGCUGAAGACCCUUAAAAUCUGUAUCAGUUUGGAUCCUGAUAUGAAGUCGGCUAUUAAACUACUUCGUACCGUUCAGAAGUUGAUGCGCACGAAGGAAGAGGGCAACAAUGCUUUCAAGGCCAAGGAUUACCGUAAGGCUAUCGACCUCUGGUCGCAAGCUUUGGAGGUAGACCCGUCCAACAAGGACAUGAACGCAAAGAUCUUACAGAAUCGUGCUCAGGCACACAUUAACCUGAAGGAAUACGAUAACGCAGUCAAAGACUGCACCGAGGCUCUGCGGUUGGAUCCGUCGUAUGUCAAGGCACAGAAGAUUCGUGCUAAGGCCCACGGUGCUGCUGGUAACUGGGAAGAAGCAGUGCGCGAUUACAAGGCCGUGGCGGAGUCCAACCCCACCGAAAAGGGUAUCCAGGAAGAGAUUCGCAAGGCUGAAUUUGAGCUCAAGAAGGCCCAGCGGAAGGACUACUACAAGAUCUUGGGUGUGUCUAAGGAUGCUUCCGAGCAUGAGAUCAAGAAGGCCUACCGCAAGCUGGCCAUCCAGUACCACCCGGAUAAGAACCGUGAUGAUCCUCAAGGUGAUGAGAAGUUCAAGGAGAUCGGAGAGGCUUAUGAGACCCUGAUCGAUCCUCAGAAACGUGCUUCUUAUGACAAUGGUGAUGACCUCAUUGACCCAUCCGACAUGUUCGGUGGCCAUGGUGGCUUCAGCGGCUUCGGCGGCAUGGGAGGCAUGGGAGGCAUGGGUGGAAUGGGCGGUAUGGGUGGUAUGGGUGGCAUGGGCGGCACCCAUAUCAACAUCGACCCCAAAAUCCUCUUUAACAUGAUGAACGGCGGCGGUGGCGGUGGAUUCGCCCAGGCCGGCGGAAACCCCUUCGGCGGCGGCCAGUCCCGCGGCGGAUUCCCUGGCGGAUUCCCCUUCUAA